UGGAACAAAUGUGAAGCCUCAACAAUAUGCAUCCAUAAUUGUUUCGAAUAUUUUGUUUAUCUGGAACCCUAAACCUCAACCUCGGAGGGAGCAGAGGCGAGAAAUGAGAUCGAGAGGGAACAGAGAGGGAUCGGAGAAGCACUGUUUGAGGCGGAUGACCUGGUUGUGGCGGCCCUCGUCGAGAAACUCGUGAAGAAGCUCGAAUGCGUUUCUUUCAGUGUUUGUUGUUAAUGCCGCUGGUGCGUGUUGCAGUUGGUGCAGCGGUGCGAGCGGGCACCCGUAAUUGGGUCCGUUGGGUUUCGGGUGGGGCAUCGAGUCCGAGCCUUUCGAUAUGGCGGCGGAAGAAGGAGAUUGGCAAAGAAGGGCUGCUCGUGGCCAAAGAGCUCAAGAGGCUCCGGUCCGACCCGGUCCGCCUCGACCGCUACAUCCGGUCCAGCGUCUCCCGCUUGCUCAAGUCCGACCUUGUGGCCGUCCUCGCUGAGUUCCAGAGACAGAACCAAGUCUUCCUCUGUAUCAAGUUGUAUGAAAUAGUCCGGAAAGAAAUAUGGUACAGGCCGGACAUGUUUUUUUACAGGGACAUGCUGAUGAUGCUUGCACGAAACAGAAGGGUGGAAGAAUCUAAGAGAGUUUGGGCUGAUUUGAAAGAGGAACAAGUUUUAUUUGAUCAGCAUACAUUUGGGGAUAUUAUCAGAGCUUUUCUGGAUAACGGGUUGCCCUCAGAGGCAAUGGAGAUAUAUGAAGAAAUGAGACAGUCUCCUGAGCCUCCUCUUUCGUUGCCUUUUCGUGUGAUACUGAAAGGGCUCAUUCCUUAUCCAGAAUUAAGAGAGAAAGUAAAACGUGACUUCUUAGAAAUUUUCCCAGAUAUGAUCAUCUACGACCCUCCGGAAGACUUGUUUGAAGAUCAUUAGCAGCACAACGAUGGGGAUAAUAAGAAUAUUAUUGCUUACUGGACUUUUGGACCACUUUUUGUUUAGAGAGACUACGCAUGACAAGUUUACAAUGAAUAAGUAUUAUUUGCGUCAUUAAUAUUCUUACGC
Molecule: messenger RNA, 1037 nt
Organism: Vigna umbellata (rice bean)
Lineage: Eukaryota; Viridiplantae; Streptophyta; Magnoliopsida; Fabales; Fabaceae
Product: Pentatricopeptide repeat (PPR) superfamily protein
Molecular function (GO): protein binding
Source: RefSeq, a predicted model, not a curated record